Messenger RNA from Symbiodinium necroappetens, 756 nucleotides. The record is from the annotation of a GenBank genome assembly. Lineage: Eukaryota; Dinophyceae; Suessiales; Symbiodiniaceae.
AUGACCCGGAAGCAGGUUGCAGGGUACAGCCUUGAGAGGCGGAUCGGCAAGGGUUCCUAUGCCACUGUGUGGAAAGGCCGUGAUGACAGCAACGAGUCUGUCGCCGUCAAGGUCAUCAGCCGACAGACCGUGACUGAGACAGCGCAGCUGCGGCAAGAGGUAGAGGUCCUGCGCAAAAUAUCUCAUCCCAACAUAGUGCGAUUCCGGGACCUGAAGAAAAGCGCCGCUCACUUCUACCUUGUGUUGGAGUACUGUGCUGGUGGAGACUUGUCACAAUUCCUUCGAGAGAAGGGUCGAGUUCAAGAGGAGACGGCGCGGCGGUUUCUCACCCAAAUCGCAGAGGGGCUUUCUGUGCUACACCAGGUGAACGUGCUGCAUCGCGACUUGAAGCCGCAGAAUAUCUUACUUAGUGAUAGCUCGAUGGACCCGGUGCUCAAAAUCGCGGAUUUCGGAUUCGCCCGAGCACUUCCUCCGCAAGAUAUGGCUGCCACGGUGUGCGGGUCACCCUUGUACAUGGCGCCAGAGAUCCUACGUCACGAGCCCUAUGACGCGAAAGCAGAUUUGUGGUCAGUCGGUGCUAUACUCUUCGAGCUCCUCAUGGGAAGGACGCCGUUUUCGGGAGCCAAUCCCAUGCAGCUUCUGGCAAACAUCGAGAAGAGCCCGGAGCUGUCUUUCGAGGGCGUGCAGCUCUCACCAGAAGGUCAGAAGUUCCUUCGAGCGCUCCUCGUCAGCCCGGCGCAGCGGCUCUCCAGCCAG